CCAUACACUACCGAAAACUAUUAUGAACAUCUCUGAUUCCCAGUUGGGCUCAGCUCUGCUUGUUCAGACCAAGAGAAAAAGCCACUAUUAAUAGCAAAACUGUCAAGGAAGUCUCAUCUGAAACUCCAAAGAGCGCCUUAAGACAAAGAAACAUCCAAAGGAGAUGUGCAGCCUCAAGGGACCCUUUCUUUUUAUCUUCUUAUCAAUUACUUUAAAUUCCCUGGAAGCGACACCUGUCGAGAGACUGCUUUCUUUGGCUGGUGAUUUCUCUGAUGGGACUCCCAACAGACAAGAAUGGCUCUUGCCUGUCCUUUCAAGAAGUACCGGCUUCUUGGGACUGAAUGGAGCUGUCCUGGGAGAAGAAACAAUAAAACCCAAAAGUCACCGCUUGGAGAAACGGAAGUGCAACACAGCCACUUGUGUGACUCAACGCUUAGCCGACUUCUUAGUCCGUUCGAGCAACACUUUCGGAGCAAUCUACUCACCCACCAAUGUAGGUUCCAACACCUACGGCAAAAGAGACAAAGAACCUCCAAACUAUCUACAACUUUAACGUCUCCAGACAGCAAUAGCUGCCGUCCUCAUUAGAAAUACCACCCCUUCCUCCCCCACAGUUUUUAUGUACAAAGUUCUGAUUCCCCCAACUCCUCCAUACAAAUUCUCUUUGCUUCAAUGAGCUGCCAUAGGAGUAAGUAGUUUGAGGAUUGGGCCGCCCACAACUCCUUUGGUCAUUGACCCCCCCCCCCCAUUUAUUCUUAACGGUGCCUUGUUUUCUUUGUGUGAGUUUUCUGUUUGCGACCCAUGGAUAUGUCGUUCCGCUAUGCAUGUGGGAUAACAUGCCGAGGGUUUUGAAGUGGUAAUGCUCCUAUGAUCCACAUGCUUGUGAAAUCCUUCCAUUGAAAAGAAAAUAAAUCUCAUGUCCACAAGCCACAAAUAUCGGAAAUGUAAAUUGCAACAG
This is a messenger RNA of Eublepharis macularius, 958 nucleotides long. It is a transcript of the gene IAPP, whose product is annotated as islet amyloid polypeptide. Gene Ontology annotation, cellular component: extracellular region. Lineage: Eukaryota; Metazoa; Chordata; Lepidosauria; Squamata; Eublepharidae. The record is from RefSeq and is a predicted model, not a curated record. Bases 164 to 553 code for a protein of 129 amino acids. Gene Ontology annotation, molecular function: hormone activity. The transcript has 5 exons.